AUGGCUCAAACUGAAGAACACAAAAAUCAAGAUGAUAAUAUGAUCAAUCGGGACUAUAUGACUGAAGCUGAUAGAUGCUUGAUUGACAAGUACUCUAAUCAAAUGAAUUAUAGACUGAUUCCAUUAAUACCAUCAUUAGGACAGCCUAAUGUUAAGAUGCCAAUGAUAGCUUGUUCAGAUAUAUUAUCAGAUAUAGAAACCAAAUUAUGUAUACAAAUGAUGAGUAUCAAACCAAAACCCUCAACUUUAAGAUCAAAUCCUGAAAACCCAUGGUCAAUAGCGUCAAAUUUCGAACUGAAAUCGUCUUCAGAAAAUCAUAGAAUGCCCAUUAAAGUAUUUUCUUUCAUAUUUUCUAAAGAAACAUCAAGUCCUUUGUAUCUAAGCAGUCUUAUAAAUCAUUUUUCAAAUUCAUUCUUUUAUUUUAGACCAGCUGUAAACGAUUCAAUAAAAUCAGAUUCAGACUUAAGACAGUAUCUAAUUGAUUCGUUGACAAAGAUUUUACUUGAUUAUUGUGUUAAAAAAGAUAACUUGGAAACUUCAAAUAGAGCUCAAACUAUACGAGAAGUUACUGGUAAUGUUAAUGAUGAAACUUCAGGUCACAAGUAUUACGAAUUCAGAUCCACUAAUGAGCCUAUACUUUCCCAUGAAGAAUUUAUGCAAGACUUUCAAGAAUUAAAAUUAUGCUUAGCAUAUAAACCAAAUAGUCUACCAUUUGUACCAAUGUUGGAAAAUUUAAUUAAUAUAUUAUCAUUUGGUGGUGUAAUUAAAGAACUUGAUGGAUUUUUAAACUUCUUUGAAAGUGAAACUCAUACAGCUCUAAUUAUAUCUAAAGAUCAUUUAUCAAAUCAGAAUACGGAUGGUGUGAAUUCAAAAUUCUCAAAAUUGUUUAAUGAAAGAAUUCUUUUGAUGUCCAAUGAAACAAUUAAUGGUGAAGAAUAUAAAAUUUCAACAGGACAGAUCUAUUUUAUUCCUGGUAAAUUAACUUAUCAACUAGCUAAUUCUCCACCACCAUGUUACCAGGAAUCAAUAUUGCAAACGGAUCAUGACGAUCAUCAUUAA
Hansenula ciferrii is the source of this 1059-nucleotide messenger RNA. RefSeq lists its product as uncharacterized. The record is from RefSeq and is a predicted model, not a curated record. The coding region runs from base 1 to 1059 and encodes 352 amino acids. The transcript has a single exon. Lineage: Eukaryota; Fungi; Ascomycota; Saccharomycetes; Phaffomycetales; Wickerhamomycetaceae.